Molecule: messenger RNA, 2028 nt
Organism: Planococcus citri (citrus mealybug)
Lineage: Eukaryota; Metazoa; Arthropoda; Insecta; Hemiptera; Pseudococcidae
Exons: 2
Coding region: 135-1619 (494 amino acids)
Source: RefSeq, a predicted model, not a curated record
CAUUCUGAAUCAGAUUACCCACAGACGUUAUCAAUCAGUAUAGAGUCGACGAGAUUGAAAUGUAGACUUAUCAAUAAUUAUAAGUUUAGACACACAGACACUUUCUGCAUUCAGGUCGCAAAUCUACUUGUAUUAUGCUUCUGAAUCCAGUCUCAUUGGUGAUCCUAACCGCCUCGAUCCUCCACAAUGGUAUCAAUGUCGUUCUAUGCGACUCCGCUUACAAAGAAAUGCUGGACCGCCAAGUGCUUCAUUUCGUCGACAAAUCGAAUCUGCUGGUAGAAUUCUUCAAGCAGGAAGAAUGGCCGUACUUUUUUGUCACAUGUCCUGGUCGUUUUGGUAAAACCACCAAUCUCGAUAUGAUCGAACUGUUCGCUCAGAUCGAAGUAGACGAGAAUGGCAAAGAGAAACCAUGGAAUGAGACCGAAGCUUAUAAUAUUUUCAGCCAGAUGAACAUCGCCCAGCAUAACGACGUAUUCAUCAAGCACCUGGCUCGAUAUCCGGUCAUCAGAUUGGAUUUGAAAUUCGACAGUAUUGAUAAUCAAACCGACGAGCAAAUGAUGGUACACAUUCGUGAUAAUUUGAAACAAACGUUUGAAAAAUAUCGCUGGUUGCUGGAUAAAGCAUUGGCUCCGGUUAAUGAAUCAGAUCCGACUCGUUAUCAGCUUCGAAACGAGUAUGUGGCUUUUUUGAAAAAAGGUCUAGAUGGCACUUUGAUGAGACCCGAUAUCCAACAGAGUUUUUAUCGUUUGGCCAGGAUCUUGUUCGAAUACUUCGAUCAGCGUAAGGUCAUCAUACUGGUCGACAACUACGAUAGCGCUGCUGUCCACAGUUUAUCCACCCAUCAGUCUCAUACGGCCAUAUUUUACGAAUGGAUACACGAAUUUUUCACGAAUGGCUUCAAACAUGGUCAGAAAUACAUCCAGUACGGUUUAAUCACCGGUACAUGCAGCGUCAGCUUUUACUCGGCUGUUCGAGAAGAUAUAGAUAACAUCUGGCAUCAUCCGUUUCUGGAGGGUCAUGCUUUCGAUGGCUUUUGCGGUUUCUUGGAGGACGAGGUGACUCAAGUAUUUGACAAGUAUCAAUGCGAAGAGCAAGAACGAACCGAUGUCAGGAAGUAUUACAACGGGUACUUUACGAUUAGCGGUAAAUACAUCUACGAUCCUCAUUCCUUCACUAGGUACUUCCAAUCGAUGAACCGUGAACUGAAAAAUUACUGGCCGAGGUAUGCGAGAGGCGAACACAUGAUCGAAAAGUUUCUCAAUUUUUACGGAGAGUUCGAUCUUUUGAAGAAAUCGUUGGAUGGAGUACAAACCAACGUCACGAUUUGGGGAUCGUAUGAUUCGGACGCCCUGGCUGUAUUUGGUUUCCUUAGAGGACUCGAGUAUAAACAGUAUUUUUACGAUGAAGACGACUGUCUGAGGAAAUUGUUCACUUUUACAUUGGAGAAUGGGUAUUUGUCUUAUGGACCGAAACAAAGAUGGUUCACGACACCCAAUGAGCAAACUCGUCAGACGGUUUCCGAAUUACUGGAUGCGUUUGUUGAACAGGAAGGUAUGCCUAGUACUCAUUUACCAUGUUCGUAUACUCUGGAUAUGAGUUUUUACCCGUUCAAUCGAUGAGAUCUGUAAAUCAUCUUUGCUCGUGCCCAAAGAAAACACAUUGUUGUUAUUUCGAGAAAUUAUACUGUGUAGCUCUUUUUUGUAAUUAGGUAUUUUGAAGUCGUUCAAAUUAUAAAUGUACAUAAAUAGACAUAAACUAUUGUUAUAGUAAAGUAAUUUUACAAAUUGUUUGUGAAAUCUGCAAUGAGUCAUCAAACAAGAGCUUUCUGAGAAAUUAUUUAAGAAAGAGGUAUUACAAGAUGUACAUUAAUAGGUGUAUUGAACAGAGGUAGUCUAAGUCCACCUAUGAUAGUACUAUUCCAUAAAAUGCAAAAAGUAACUCACUUAUAAUUAUGUACUAGCUACGCCUGUCGCCUAUGGAUAUUAUUUCAGAAACUCACCUGAAACAAAUAAACAAAAUGAUCCAUUA